AUGGCAUAUUUUACGCUGACCGGCCUGAAAGUUUUACUACUCAUACUUGGGACUACCAAAUCCAUAGAGCCGCAAAUGGAUGGAUACGCCGUAAUAGCUAACAUUCUGCAAACACUUUUCAAAGCGUACACUCACAAGUUGCGUGAAUCGCGUAAUUUUGUUGACCACAAGGAGCUGAAUCUUGAAAGUAGUAUAGAGAAAGCUAUUAAACAAAAGAUAGAUGAGCUCAGACCGUUUCUGGAAGACAAUGAGAGAAACAGUCAAAAUUUUGAUAAUGGACUUAUCGACGACAGGGAUGAUAAUGUUACACUCGAAGGAGAUGAAGAGACAACUAUCAUAGAAUUCAUACCGCAUAAAGAAAUGGCCAAACAAGAGCUAAGAAUCAAUGAACCACAACCACAAUUUAAAGACAACGUUAAGAAAUAUAAGAAAUUGAGAGACCAAAUAAAGGAGGCAUUGUUAAAAGAAUCGGUUUCUAUAAAAACUCAGAAACUAGUUACAAAUACAUUAGACAGCAUGCUGGCACAAAUGGUGCGAAGUAAUUGUCCUGAUGAGGAUGGAAUAGACAACAAUGUAUACAGAGAAAAAUUACGUAAUGGUAGAUUGGCGCAGACUAAAGAUCUUACCAAGAAUUGGACAGCACAAUGGAAUGCUAUAAAAGAAAAAUAUGACGAGGUGUGGAGUAAUAGCUUCUCAGAGAGAACGAAUCCGGCAAAAAAACUGUACUUGUUUUUUGAGCAGAUCCAAGAAUUUCUAAUACAAAUUGUGAACGACACCGACAACAUAUCCAACAAUUACAAAGUUGUAUGUAAACUAGUAAAAAAAGAUGAAGCAAACGAAAAAGAUAAUUUUAACGAUAUGAGAGCAUCUAAUGUUAGAGCUGGCAAUUUUAACAAAAAGGUCAAAUGCCUCCACUUCAAAGUGUGUUCUAGUGAACUAGAGAACUUCAUGAGCUAUUUCUACAAAAAUUUGCAUGAGACAGUAGCGAAUACUUUUCGGAAUUACAUGGCGAUGUAUCAGUCGGAUGUAAAUUCUGAUGGUAGCGGCGAAAAGGAAAUGGUUAUCGCGGUUGUAAACAAAUUAGGUGCUGCUGCUAAACAUAAAGUAAAAAAAAUAUUCAAAAGCGAAACAUCCACGUUUGAAUUAGACCACGACAGGAGUGCCGAGGAAAAUAUGAAAUUGAUAAAAGCAUACGUGCAUAAUAUCAUACAACAGUGUAUAAACGGUAUUAAAAGCAAUGUGAACAGUAGUGUAAUGGAUGAAUCUCUAAGAACUAAACUAGUUUUGACAUUAAAACAAGAUUUGGCGGCUAACAUCAACGUAGAUUUAGAAAAUCUCGAAGCAGAUAUGAAAGCGGCGGUUUGUAAAGAUUUUUCUACUUGUAAUGGUAACUUGAGACGUGACUUAGACGGUGACAAUCCAGCGAGUAGGCGUCACGGGGACUCGGAUAAUAAUAGCAAAAAUAAAGUUUACGUUAAGUUACAAUUUACUUUAGAUAAGAAGUUGAAGAAAAAUAUAGCUAAUGGCAAAUUCAAUUUGGAUACGUUUUGGAGGAAAGAUCAUACAGAAACUGUGAAAAAUGUAGAUGUGACAAGGACAAACGCACAUAAACAGGAACGCAUAAGCACGCAUAAGGAGAUUUUGCGGGCGACAAAUAGUUAUGCGACGGUAUCGACGCGUAUGAGAAGAAAUCUUGAUUAUACGACAGUUAGCACCGAAAUUAUGCAAUAA
Amyelois transitella is the source of this 1731-nucleotide messenger RNA. RefSeq lists its product as uncharacterized. NCBI's taxonomy places the organism in Eukaryota, Metazoa, Arthropoda, Insecta, Lepidoptera, Pyralidae. The record is from RefSeq and is a predicted model, not a curated record. Bases 1 to 1731 code for a protein of 576 amino acids. The transcript has 2 exons.